Messenger RNA from Ziziphus jujuba (common jujube), 1672 nucleotides. Its product is annotated as probable polygalacturonase. Gene Ontology annotation, molecular function: polygalacturonase activity. Bases 184 to 1590 code for a protein of 468 amino acids. Gene Ontology annotation, biological process: carbohydrate metabolic process. The record is from RefSeq and is a predicted model, not a curated record. The transcript has 6 exons. NCBI's taxonomy places the organism in Eukaryota, Viridiplantae, Streptophyta, Magnoliopsida, Rosales, Rhamnaceae.
CUUAAAUCAUUAAAAAAAAAAGUGGUUAAUUGUUCAAAAUAAAUAAGUAAAUAAACCGAUGAUAGUACAGUACCCAAAACUCAAAGCUAUAUGUAUAUAUAUAGUUGAUCAUCUUUCCUGCCGAACAGAAGAUUUCCUCCCUCUUUCUCUCCAAACUCCUCAGGUAGAUAUAUAAUAGUAGAGAUGGUAGUAGAAGUGCUAGCGAUAGUUGUGUUGCUCAUAAGCGCAAACGGAGCAGAAAGCAGAAAAGCCAAAUUUGGGAACCACUUUGAAUACUCCGCCAUAAGUUGCAGAGCACAUGGAGCAUCUUUGACAGAUUUUGGAGGAGUUGGUGAUGGAACUACUUCUAACACGAAGGCUUUUAAGACAGCGAUCGAUCAUCUAAGCCAGUUUUCAUCAUUUGGUGGGUCUGAGCUAUUUGUUCCUCCUGGAAAAUGGUUGACUGGCAGUUUCAAUCUCACCAGCCAUUUCACUCUUUAUCUCCAUAAAAAUGCUGUCCUCCUUGCUUCUCAGGAUGAGAAUGAAUGGCCAUUGAUUGACCCACUACCAUCAUAUGGUCGAGGAAGGGACACAGAAGGUGGAAGAUUCAGCAGUCUUAUAUUUGGAACCAAUCUCACCGAUGUUGUAAUAACAGGGGACAAUGGCACCAUUGAUGGGCAAGGUGAAGUAUGGUGGCAAAAAUUCCACAAGGGAGAGCUUAAUUAUACCAGGCCAUACCUGAUCGAAAUCAUGUUCUCCGAUAGAGUUCAAAUAUCUAAUCUCACUUUGAUGAAUUCUCCAUCAUGGAAUGUCCAUCCUGUUUACAGCAGCAAUGUUAUUGUUCAAAGCCUCACUAUCUUAGCUCCUGUAACAUCUCCAAACACUGAUGGGAUCAACCCUGAUUCUUGCACGAAUACCAGGAUCGAAGAUUGUUACAUCGUCUCUGGAGAUGACUGUGUAGCUGUGAAGAGUGGUUGGGAUGAGUAUGGUAUUGCUUUUGGAAUGCCAACCAAGCAGCUUGUGAUCAGAAGGCUCACCUGCAUUUCUCCGUUUAGUGCUGUGAUUGCACUGGGAAGUGAGAUGUCCGGUGGGAUUCAGGAUGUGAGGGCAGAGGACAUUGUUGCCAUUGAUUCAGAAUCAGGAGUCAGGAUCAAAACUGCUAUAGGAAGAGGAGGUUUUGUGAAAGAUAUAUAUGUAAGAGGGAUGACCAUGAAGACCAUGAAAUGGGCAUUUUGGAUGACAGGAAAUUACGGUUCUCAUGCAGAUAAUAACUUCGAUCCUAAUGCGCUCCCAGUGAUCCAGAACAUAAAUUAUCGUGAUAUGGUUGCUGAGAAUGUAACAAUGGCAGCUAGAUUAGAGGGAAUUCCUGGUGAUCCAUUUACCGGCAUUUGCAUUUCUAAUGUCACUAUUGAACUAGCCAAGAACGCAAAGAAAGUGCCAUGGAAUUGUACUGAUAUUGCUGGGAUUUCAAGUGCAGCGACUCCUAAGCCUUGUCAUCUCCUUCCAGAUCAAGGUCCAGAGAAGAUAGCAGCUUGUGAUUUUCCAGAGGAUAAACCGCCUAUUGAUGAUGUUGAAGUCCAGUCUUGCUCUUUCAGGAGGAAAUAUAUAUAACAAAUAUGUUUGUAAAACCACAAGUUCUAGAAAACCAAGAAAAAAUUGUCAAUGAAAAAUGACAAUGAACCGUUUGGUGAGA